Molecule: messenger RNA, 4764 nt
Organism: Thalassophryne amazonica
Lineage: Eukaryota; Metazoa; Chordata; Actinopteri; Batrachoidiformes; Batrachoididae
Gene: ago1
Product: argonaute RISC component 1
Exons: 19
Coding region: 122-2698 (858 amino acids)
Molecular function (GO): protein binding; RNA binding
Source: RefSeq, a predicted model, not a curated record
CGGGGGGGACACCGAGGACAGAGUAGCCUGCACGCCGAGAGGAGGGGGCUGGAGGGCCCGGCCGUUUGGCCACAGCACCCCCGGACGAGCUAGCUUGUCCCCGCGCGGCUAAGUGAAUGGGAUGGAGCCGGGACCGUCUGGUGCUGUGCCCAUGGGGGUCUUUCCCCCACCCCUGCAGCAGGUGUUUCAUGCUCCCCGCAGACCAGGCAUGGGUACAGUGGGCAAGCCCAUCAAGCUGCUGGCCAACUACUUCGAGGUGGAGAUCCCAAAGAUGGACGUCUACCACUAUGAGGUGGACAUUAAGCCCGACAAGUGCCCCAGACGAGUCAACAGGGAGGUGGUGGAAUACAUGGUCCAACACUUCAAGCCCCAGCUCUUUGGUGACAGGAAGCCAGUGUAUGAUGGAAAGAAGAACAUCUACACAGUGCUAGCGCUACCUAUUGGGAGUGAGAAGGUGGAUUUUGAGGUAACCAUUCCCGGAGAGGGUAAAGACCGAAUUUUCAAGGUGUCCAUCCGUUGGCUGGCCAGGGUGUCAUGGCGCCUGCUUCAGGAGACUCUGGUCAGUGGCCGUCUCCAAGUCCCCCUCGACUCAGUUCAAGCCCUCGACGUUGCCAUGCGUCACCUUGCCUCUAUGAGGUACACUCCUGUGGGUCGUUCAUUUUUCUCACCACCUGAGGGAUACUAUCACCCCCUUGGUGGAGGCAGAGAAGUCUGGUUUGGCUUUCACCAGUCUGUGCGCCCUGCCAUGUGGAAGAUGAUGCUUAACAUUGAUGUGUCUGCCACGGCCUUCUACAAAGCCCAGCCGGUAAUUGAGUUCAUGUGUGAGGUUUUGGACAUUCGUAACAUUGAUGAGCAGCCCAAAACACUUACUGACUCACAAAGGGUCCGCUUCACAAAGGAGAUUAAAGGCCUGAAGGUGGAGGUAACCCACUGUGGCCAAAUGAAGAGGAAGUAUCGUGUAUGCAAUGUCACUCGACGUCCUGCGAGCCACCAGACGUUCCCUCUCCAGCUUGAAAGUGGGCAGACAGUAGAAUGUACAGUGGCCCAGUACUUCAAGCAGAAGUACAGCCUGCAGCUGAAAUACCCCCACUUACCCUGUCUUCAGGUGGGCCAGGAGCAAAAGCACACCUACCUGCCCCUGGAGGUGUGUAACAUUGUAGCAGGUCAAAGAUGCAUCAAAAAGCUGACAGAUAAUCAGACCUCCACUAUGAUCAAAGCCACAGCACGCUCUGCACCCGACAGGCAAGAGGAGAUCAGCAGGCUGAUGAAGAAUGCUAACUUCAAUCUGGACCCAUACAUCCAAGAGUUUGGGAUCAAGGUGAAAGAUGACAUGGCCGAGGUGACGGGGAGGGUGCUUCCAGCCCCAAUUCUGCAGUAUGGAGGACGGAACCGUGCCAUAGCGACCCCUAACCAGGGCGUGUGGGACAUGAGGGGCAAGCAGUUUUAUAAUGGCAUUGAAAUCAAAGUGUGGGCUAUUGCCUGCUUUGCUCCUCAGAAACAAUGCAGAGAAGAGGUGCUUAAGAACUUUACAGACCAGCUGCGUAAAAUCUCCAAGGAUGCUGGGAUGCCAAUUCAGGGCCAGCCAUGUUUCUGUAAAUACGCCCAGGGAGCGGACAGUGUGGAGCCCAUGUUCAGACACCUGAAGAACACUUACUCUGGACUGCAGCUCAUCAUCGUUAUCCUGCCAGGAAAAACUCCUGUAUACGCGGAGGUAAAGCGUGUUGGAGACACUCUCUUGGGCAUGGCUACGCAGUGUGUCCAGGUGAAGAACGUGGUGAAGACGUCACCUCAGACCCUCUCAAACCUCUGCCUCAAGAUCAAUGUCAAGCUAGGAGGCAUCAACAACAUCUUGGUGCCUCACCAAAGGUCAGCAGUAUUCCAACAGCCAGUUAUCUUCCUGGGAGCAGAUGUCACGCAUCCCCCUGCUGGAGAUGGCAAGAAGCCCUCUAUUACUGCAGUGGUAGGCAGUAUGGAUGCUCAUCCCAGCAGAUACUGUGCCACAGUGCGAGUUCAGAGGCCCAGGCAGGAAAUCAUUGAAGAUUUGUCUUACAUGGUGCGUGAACUGCUAAUUCAGUUUUACAAGUCCACCCGCUUCAAACCAACCAGGAUCAUUUUCUACAGAGAUGGAGUUCCUGAAGGACAGCUGCCACAGAUUCUCCACUACGAGCUGCUGGCCAUCAGAGACGCAUGCAUCAAACUGGAGAAAGACUAUCAGCCGGGCAUCACCUACAUUGUUGUCCAGAAGCGUCACCACACGCGUCUCUUUUGUGCUGACAAGUCUGAAAGAAUUGGGAAGAGCGGCAAUAUUCCAGCAGGGACAACAGUGGACACCAGCAUCACCCAUCCCUUUGAGUUUGAUUUUUAUCUGUGCAGCCACGCAGGGAUACAGGGUACCAGCCGUCCAUCUCAUUACUACGUCCUGUGGGACGACAAUCGCUUCACUGCUGAUGAGCUGCAGAUUCUAACCUACCAGUUGUGCCACACUUAUGUGCGUUGUACCCGCUCAGUCUCCAUCCCUGCUCCAGCCUACUAUGCUCGUCUUGUGGCCUUCCGCGCACGUUACCAUCUGGUGGAUAAAGAACAUGACAGUGGUGAGGGCAGCCAUGUUUCUGGUCAGAGUAAUGGUAGGGAUCCCCAGGCACUGGCCAAAGCUGUCCAGAUUCACCAUGAUACCCUGAGGACCAUGUACUUCGCCUGAGCUACAUCAGCCUCCACCGCCAUCAUCAUGUCCUUCCACCUCAUUUCUACCUGAGUGGGCAAAUUACCCGCCAACACCACCUCAUCCCAAUUCCUUAUUCCCAAUGACUUCCCACUACACAAUCUCCACAGUCCAACCAGUGAGUUAACCCAAAUACAAGAGACGUCACCUGUAAAACAAAAGCAGACUCUACAGCCUCAUGCACUCAAAAGGUUAUGAAUAUUGUCAUUUUGUUGUUUUUACUUUGGUAGGACUGUUGCUCUUUUUAUGUUUCAUUUUUAAAACAUGGUUAUUGUUAUGUAAUUGUAUUGUUAUGCUACCUUCACACUCCUUUAUAUGUAAGUAUGCAAUACGGAUGGGAAGGAAAAAGGUGAUAAUAGAAAAAAAUUGUAAGACUUUUAACUGCCGUCACAAUGCUGCCUCUUUGCCAUCUGAAUGCCAGACACCAGUGUUCCAAGCCCCUUGGUAUGGAGUCAUCCUCAGGGGUGGUCCUGGGCAUGCACACUUACAUGUAUUAUUUUAAUGUUGUCAUUUUUUUUGUUUUGUAUGUUUUUGUUUUUGAAACAGCCUUGAGGAGUCUGAGGUAUGGUACAUUAGCACUUAGUGAUAGCACGUAGGCUGCACCAGUCCUGCACAAGAGGUCGUUAGCACACGUGAAGCUAGCACCUUCUGCUCUUUAUGUUAGAGUUCAAGAAACUGCAUAUGUAACAUACUGUAGAUACAGGAGAAUCGUGCUGCCGCACUCUGUGCAGGUUAGCCAGUCCCUUAGAGAAUUAGCCCAUAGAGGCAAGUUUAGCAUUACAGAGGGACCAUUUGUAAAGCGUGUAUCAAAUGUACUUGCACCCCAUGCACCUAAACCAGCAUUAUUAACCAGCCAAAAGUGAUGCCAACCAAUAGAAAAGGGGCACUUAAGCAGAAAGAUAAUCUUAUUUCUGUAUGCAUUGCUCUUUUAGGAUUUGAGGCACUUUUUAUUUUCUUAAUGAUUUAUUUCAAAAUGGUGAUCGGUUUGUCCUGAAGCAUAACAGGCAGACUUUGAAGUUUUCACACCCACACUAGCAUAGCUUUCAGAACAAAGAGAUAACUAAGGCAAUAGUCGAGGUCAACACUCCAGUAGGAUUGAAUGCAGUCAAAUGUACGUCUGCGAUCACUUAAGUGCUGCAAAGCUGAACUGUCACUCAGCAAUUGACCUUGCUCUAAUCAUUCUGCACAUUCCAAAAUAAAGUGCCACACCAAGCACUACCAACUUCUAUCCACGCACUUAUCUGCAUGCAGACCUAUCCUACACGUGACGCCCUUUGUUCACAAAAGCUCUUUGCUCAGACACAACAUGCAGGCAUUCGCACCAGACAGCACAAGCACACACGUCUCUGCCAUUGUUGCAUGCUGAGACCAUCUUCCUCAAUGCACUUGUUCCCUUAUUUCACUGAAAGCCAAACUGCUCUGUUCUCACCGUUUGAACAUUGUGUACCUGCCACAACCCCCUACACUGUGUUAGCCAAUCCCCAUUGGUGCUCUGAGUGCAUGGGCAGCACAGAUUAGGGUGGGCCAGUUAUUUCUGCCUUUUCAUCGAGUCACUUUCUGGGUUUGUGUGUGUGGGUGGGUUGGGUUGGGGUUGGGGGGGGUGAAACGCAUGUAAAUUUUUUUUUUUUUUUUUUUUAUGACUGGAUAUCCUGAGCCACCUUAUUUUGGUUUUCUUAGAGGUCAGAGCCUUGUGCUAAACGCUGCCUGUCUAUUAUUUUGCCUCGAUUGUGUAAUGUCAAUUCCUGUUUUUUUUUUCCCUCCCCUCAUUUUUGUUGUUGUUAUUGUUGUUAUUAUUAUAUUGUGGCUUGUUUCAGAGAGUAUCCUCAAGAGGGCACUGUAGGGAGAGUCUCAAAUUUCACCUCAGUUGCCCUUUAAGCGCCUCAAUCUUGUCUGGAUCAAGCCCCUUUUGAGCCGAAAGGGAACAAAAGAUAGAUAUCAGACAAGUUUGAUUUUUAAAUCAUGUUUAUGACGUUUCAUAAUCACAAUGCCUUUGUACACUGUUUUACUGAUCCUUCAUUGUGUCCGAGGUGAUUUGUAAAUAUAUA